Messenger RNA from Strongyloides ratti, 3609 nucleotides. Its product is annotated as Liprin-alpha-3. Gene Ontology annotation, cellular component: presynaptic active zone. The record is from RefSeq and is a predicted model, not a curated record. The coding region runs from base 1 to 3609 and encodes 1202 amino acids. Gene Ontology annotation, molecular function: protein binding. NCBI's taxonomy places the organism in Eukaryota, Metazoa, Nematoda, Chromadorea, Rhabditida, Strongyloididae. Gene Ontology annotation, biological process: synapse organization. The transcript has 2 exons.
AUGGCAGAAAUGAAUUGGAAUGGAAUGUGUGAGGUGAUGCCAACAAUUUCUGAAGAUUCAACUGAUAGAAUUAUUCCUGAUUUAACAGAAGAUGAUUCAGGAAAUCAAGAAAGUAAAAUUGAAAAAUUAAUGGUUAAUAUGUUGGAUCAACGAGAUAAAUUAAUGGAACAAUUACAUGAAGCUAAAGGGCAAAUUGAAGAAUUACAUGAAACUGUUCAUGAAACAGAAAAAGAAAAAGAUUCAUUAAGACGUCAAUUAGAUAUGCAUUUACAACAUAUGCCUCCUGACAUUCCUACAUUAACAAAAGAAUUGGCUGUUCUUCGAGAACAAGUUUUAGAAAAAGAUGAAGAAAUAGUUGAAUUAAAAGCUGAAAGAAAUAAUACCAGAUUAUUAUUAGAACAUCUUGAAUGUUUGGUAUCUCGACAUGAAAGGUCUCUUCGAAUGACGGUUAUGAAACGUCAAGCUCAAUCACCUGCUAGUGUUUCAUCAGAGGUAGAAGUAUUAAAAGCUUUAAAAUCAUUAUUUGAACAUCAUAAAGCAUUAGAUGAAAAAGUUAGGGAACGUUUACGUGUUGCAAUGGAAAGAGUAACUACCCUUGAAGAAGAAUUAAGCCUUAAAAAUCAAGAAAAUAUUAAUUUAAAAAGUCAAUUACAAAAGUCCCAAAAUGAGGAAGCAGAAAUUAAACGUGGAUUUUCUAAUGAUGGAAAUAAUAAACAAAAUUCUUCGCAAAUGUAUGAAAAUUCUAUGCUAAAAAUGGAAAUGCAAGAUCAAAUUGAACGUAUGAAAAAUGAUAUGAAUACUGCCAUUAAACAAUCAAAUGAUUUAGCUCAAAGAAAUGCUGAUUUAGAAAAAGAAUUAGCUGAGGCACAAAAACAAUUUUGUAAGAAUGAUGAAUUAACCAAAAAAAUACAAAAUGAUCUCCAAGAACUUCAUGCCCAAAGAGAAGAACAGGAAGCUAAAAUUGUUUCUCUUGAAAAUCGUUUUUUGACAGCUCAAAGAGAAACAUCCUGUUUACGUGAUAUAAAUGAUAAAUUAGAACAACAAUUAGCUAAUAAAGAUGCUACUGUACGAUUAAAUGAAGAAAAAGUACAUAGUUUACAAGAACGUUUAGAACUUGCUGAAAAACAAUUAGCUCAAAGUCUUAAAAAAGCUGAAUCAUUACCAUCUGUUGAAGCGGAACUUCAACAACGUAUGGAAGCAUUAUCAGCAGCUGAGAAAAAACAUUUAUCAGCAGAAGAACGUGUUAGUCGAUUAGAGAAACAAAUAAGUGAACGAUCUUCUGAUUUAGAAAGAUCAGUACAACGUGAAAAAAUGAAUGAAGAACAUAAUCAAAGAUUAUCAAUAACUGUUGAUAAAUUAUUAUCAGAAUCAAAUGAUAGAUUACAAUUACAUUUAAAAGAAAGAAUGCAAGCAUUAGAUGAAAAAAAUAGGUUAACACAAAUGUUAGAAAAUACCAAACGCAUAUGUGAUCAGGCACAAAGAGCAAAAGAAAGAUUAUAUCGUGACAAUGAAAAUUUACGAAAAGAAAUUGAAUCAUUACGUAAUCAACUUUAUUCUAUUAGAACAACACAAUUUUAUAAUAGACUUAAUGGUAAUGGAAUUCAAUAUUUUUCUCCUUCAACAACAACAUCUAUAUAUAAAAAUGAAACAACACCAGAAAAAGGAUAUGUUGAUGAAACAUUUUCUGGUAUAAUGAGAGCAAAAAAAGGUAGAGCACAAGCAUUAGAAUCUGAUCCAUCAAAAAUACAAACAUUAAAUGAAGGUGAUUGGGAUAGAUUACAACAGGCUCAUGUUUUAGCUAAUGUUCAACAAGCAUUUUCUAAUUCAUCUUCUGUUGCUGAUAUAACAGGAAUUAGUACAACGUUACCUCGUACAACAUCAAAAAAUAAUGUAUUUAAAAAGUCACCUAAUAUUGAAUUAUUAGGAAAUGAUACAAUAGAACAGCCAAUUAAACAACAUGAUACUCAAACAUUAGCAGCAAUUUUACAAGAAAGACUUGAUGAAAUAAAUACAGAAAUUCGUAUGAUACAACAAGAAAAAACUAAUGCUGAUAUGGCAGUUGAAAGAUUAGAACAUAAAACAUGGGCUGAAGUAAAUGGUUUACCAAGUGGACGUAAUAUGACAGAUGAAAUGUUAUUAAAUCAAAAUUCAUUACAUUCAACACCAAGAGGAUCACCUCAUCGUAUGUUAAAUAUGCAAAAAUAUAAUACUUUACCUAUAAAUACAACAUAUAAUAGUAAUUUACGAAGAACAUUACCCCAUGAAACAUAUUCAAAUAUGAAUAUAACAAGUAUACCAUUAGAUGAUUUUGAAUUACAAGAUCAUUACAGAAAUUUACAUCAUACUAAUUGUUUUCAACCUAGAGAUGAAUUAUUUAGGAAUGAGGAACAAAAUAUAUCUGGAAGAAAUGUAUCAUCACCAUCAAUGUUUAAUUCAAAUGAUAUGCCAAUAAAUUCAACAGUUCAACAAAAAUUAAAGAAAAAAUCUAUGUCUACAAGUGGUUUUAAAUCACUUGGUAGAAUAUUUAGUUCUAAAAAAUCAAAAAGUCAAAAUUAUUUUAAGGGAUAUACUGAAAGUGGUUCAUAUUCUGAUAGUGAAGCAUCUUCAUUAUAUGAAGAAAAUACUACAUCAAAUAAUCAUUUUGCUUUUUCUUCCGAAAACUCAUUACCAAAUUUAUCUAGUCAUCGAACACCCAGUGUCCCAUCAGAAUUUAAUAGAAGGAAAAGGAAAAAAAAUGAAUUAUUAGAGGAGGCUAUGAAAGCACGAACACCAUUUGCAUUAUGGAAUGGUCCAACAGUUGUUGCAUGGCUUGAAUUAUGGGUGGGAAUGCCAGCAUGGUAUGUAGCAGCAUGUCGUGCUAAUGUUAAAAGUGGUGCAAUUAUGUCUGCAUUAUCAGAUCAAGAAAUUCAAAGAGAAAUUGGUAUUAGUAAUCCAUUACAUAGAUUAAAAUUAAGAUUAGCUAUACAAGAAAUGGUCGCAUUAACAUCACCAUCAGCACCAAAAAAUACUAGAACAAGUUUAGCUUUUGGUGAAAUGAAUCAUGAAUGGAUUGGUAAUGAAUGGCUUCCAAUGCUUGGUUUAAGUAAAUAUAGAGGUGCAUUUAUGGAAUGUCUUCUUGAUGCAAGAAUGUUAGAACAUCUUUCUAAACGUGAUUUACGUGUUCAUUUAAAAAUGGUUGAUAGUUUUCAUCGUACAAGUCUACAAUAUGGUAUUAUAUGUCUUAAAAAAAUAAAUUAUGAGAGAAAAAUAUUAUAUGAUAGGCAGAAGGCUUGUGAAAAUGUAAAUAAAGAUGUUAUGGUAUGGUCAAAUGAAAGAAUAAUGAGAUGGAUAGAAGAGAUUGGUUUAGGUUGUUAUUCUAAUAAUCUUCGUGAUACUGGUGUUCAUGGAGCAUUAAUUGCAUUAGAUGAGACAUUUGAUGUACAAUCACUUGUCCUUGCAUUACAAAUAUCACCACAAGAUGAACAUUCAAGGCAAAUAUUAGAACAUGAAUUUAAUAAAUUAAUAAUGGAAUUUAGACCAUCACAAUUUAGAAAAGGUGAUAAAAUACAUGAUUCUAAUGCGGGAAACAAUCAAACUUCAGGGAUGGUAUUAAAUAACAAGCAUAUAUAA